This is a messenger RNA of Cygnus olor (mute swan), 3991 nucleotides long. It is a transcript of the gene DVL3, whose product is annotated as dishevelled segment polarity protein 3. Gene Ontology annotation, biological process: canonical Wnt signaling pathway; intracellular signal transduction. The record is from RefSeq and is a predicted model, not a curated record. The transcript has 16 exons. Bases 94 to 2328 code for a protein of 744 amino acids. Gene Ontology annotation, molecular function: frizzled binding. Gene Ontology annotation, cellular component: cytosol. NCBI's taxonomy places the organism in Eukaryota, Metazoa, Chordata, Aves, Anseriformes, Anatidae.
GCCGGGCCGGGCCGGGGGCCGCGGCGGGGAGGAAGGAGGCCGGGGGUCGCGGGAGGAAGGCGGAGGAGGAGGAGGAGGCCGGGCAGGGGCGCCAUGGCGGCGGCCGAGACGAAGAUCAUCUACCACCUGGACGAGCAGGAGACGCCGUACCUGGUGAAGCUGCCCAUCCCCGCCGAGCGCGUCACCCUGGGCGACUUCAAGGGCCUCCUCAACCGGCCCAACUACAAGUUCUACUUCAAGUCCAUGGACGACGACUUCGGGGUGGUGAAAGAAGAAAUCUCAGACGACAAUGCCAAGCUGCCCUGUUUCAACGGCCGCGUGGUGUCGUGGCUGGUGUCUGCAGAGGGGUCCCAUUCGGAUGCGGGGUCGGUCUGUGCCGAUAACCAAACAGAGCUGCCGCCUUCCAUGGAGCGCACGGGAGGCAUCGGAGACUCCAGGCCCCCCUCUUUCCACCCUAACACUGGGGGGAGUCGGGAAAACUUGGACAAUGAAACAGAGACAGACUCAGUGGUGUCAUCGCAAAGGGAACGACCUCGUCGGAAAGAUGGGCCUGAGCAUGCACCCAGGGUGAACGGUACAGUGAAGGGAGAGCGGCGCCGAGACCUGGGCGGGUACGAAAGCUCCUCCACGCUCAUGAGCAGUGAGCUGGAGACCACCAGCUUCUUCGAUUCAGAUGAAGAUGACUCCACAAGCAGGUUUAGCAGUUCAACAGAGCAAAGCAGCGCUUCCCGUCUAAUGAGGAGGCACAAGCGACGCCGGCGGAAACAGAAGGCUCCACGCAUUGAGCGGUCAUCGUCCUUCAGCAGCAUCACAGACUCCACCAUGUCCCUGAACAUCAUCACUGUCACGCUAAACAUGGAGAAAUACAAUUUCCUGGGCAUUUCCAUUGUGGGACAGAGCAAUGAACGCGGGGACGGAGGCAUUUACAUUGGCUCUAUCAUGAAGGGCGGUGCUGUGGCAGCUGAUGGCAGGAUUGAGCCAGGAGACAUGCUCUUGCAGGUGAAUGACAUCAACUUUGAGAACAUGAGCAACGAUGAUGCUGUGCGGGUGCUGAGGGAGAUCGUGCACAAGCCGGGGCCCAUCACCCUGACGGUGGCCAAGUGCUGGGACCCCAGCCCCCGAGGCUGCUUCUCGUUACCCAGGAGUAAGUGGAUAGCUGACCCACCCUUAACGCUGGUGCCCAGCUCAUUUGCUCCCCAGCGGAUCUGGGCUGGGCCAGACUCUCCAUGCUCCGAUCCGGGUGAGCCCAUCCGGCCCAUUGACCCGGCAGCCUGGGUGUCUCACACGGCAGCGAUGACUGGCACCUACCCAGCGUACGGUAUGAGUCCAUCCAUGAGCACAAUCACUUCCACCAGCUCCUCCAUCACCAGCUCCAUCCCAGAGACCGAACGCCUCGAUGACUUUCACCUGUCCAUCCACAGCGACAUGGCCACCAUUGUCAAAGCCAUGGCCUCCCCAGAGUCAGGCCUGGAGGUGCGUGACCGCAUGUGGCUGAAGAUCACCAUCCCCAAUGCUUUCAUCGGUUCGGAUGUGGUGGAUUGGCUGUAUCACCACGUGGAGGGCUUUACAGACCGUCGUGAAUCCCGCAAAUAUGCCAGCAAUCUGCUGAAGGCUGGCUACAUCCGACACACCGUCAACAAGAUCACCUUCUCUGAACAGUGCUAUUACAUCUUCGGGGACCUCUGUGGAAACAUGGCUAAUCUGUCCCUUCACGAUCACGACGGCUCCAGCGGUGCCUCCGAUCAGGACACUUUGGCUCCGCUCCCACACCCAGGAGCCGCACCCUGGCCUAUGGCUUUCCCGUAUCAGUAUCCACCGCCUCACCCUUACAACCCCCACCCCGGCUUCCCUGACCCAGGCUACAGCUACGGAGGGGGCAGUGCAGGCAGCCAGCACAGUGAAGGGAGCCGGAGCAGCGGUUCCAAUCGCAGCGGCAGCGAGAGGAGGAAGGAGAGAGAGAAGACCGGGGAGUCCAAGUCAGGCGGCAGCGGGAGCGAGUCGGACCACACCACGAGGAGCAGCAUGCGGCGUGAGCGCGCGGCCAGCGAGCGCUCGGUGCCCGCCAGCCAGCACAGCCAGCGGAGCCAGCACUCCCUGGCUCACAGCAUCCGCAGCCACCACAGCCAGCAGUCGUACGGGCCGCCCGGCCUCCCCCCUCUCUUCAGCCCCCCCAUGUUGCUGAUGCCACCACCGCCUUCAGCCAUGGGGCCCCCCGGGGCGCCGCCGGGCCGUGACCUGGCCUCUGUGCCCCCCGAACUGACAGCCAGUAGACAGUCCUUCCGAAUGGCCAUGGGCAACCCCAGUGAGUUCUUUGUGGAUGUAAUGUGAAGCGCCCGUCCCCUGUCUGUCUGCUGCCCCUCCUUCCCCCCAACCCCAUCCCCGUCGUUUGUCUCCUAGGACCAGCCCUGGCUUCACCCCUUGUUUUUUUGGGAUUUUUUUUUUUUUUUGGUCUUGAUAACUAAAAGAAAAAAAAGGGAAAAAAAAUAAAUGGAACUAAACCUUGAUUCUAAUCCCUCCUCCAGCGGGGUGGACGGGCUUGGCAGGCCUGCUGAGCGCUGCCAGCCCAUCCCGCCACCAGACUUGUGUAUUGCCGAUGGUAAUUCCCUCCUGCCGUCCUCUCUAACCCCAUUAAUCCGCAUCCAUCCCAGCGCCCUGUGCUGCUUGCCCGUGUGUCGCUGCCGCCUCCUGGUCCUUCCGCCCUAAACAUCUCUUCUUUCUUUUCACCCUUUUGUGUUUCUUCUAUCAAGCAGCAAAGAAUUACGGGGUGUUUGACUUUCUCUGAGCCUGCCGCCCGCAGGGGGGAGAGCUGGAGCGUGGCGUGGCCCGACAGGAGGACACGGAGCUCCAAGGGCGCUGGGCGCGCAUGGCGCUGAAGAUGGCUGCUUUUCUCCCCCUAGCGGAAGACGCCCUGAGAGGGGAGCAGGGCCCAGCCUUACGUGCAUUUUCAAUCCCGUUGUAGUUGCCUUUUGGCCAACGCGUGAAUGUUCCAGGGCUUCAGUGCCUCCAGGGGAGGGGAGAGAUGCUGCCCCUUCCUUCCUGCCUCCCCUUUGGGCCAGGUCUGUGCCUGGCGCUGCCCUGUGGGUCUUGUGUGGCUCGGGGCUGUGGGGGCAGAUGCUCGCCCGGCCUGAGGGAACCUCCACGGGGACCUCAACCUCCACCCUGUUCUUUGCUCUCCUGCCUGGGAUGCUGCUGCCCCUCGUUUGUAGGGUUUGUCCCUCGGGCAGCUGUGGCCAGGCUCAGUUCUGCCAGGCAGCGUGCCCUCUUCAAGAGCCGGGGUGCAGCCGGGGGGAGAGGGAGGGCACCGUGGGUUCACUGUCACGCUUCUGGGGGACGUGGAGGUCCCCUGUGUUUGUCCGCCAGGAGGGACAGCGCUGGCACUGCCCCGUUCCCCCCUGCGUACGGUACCCGGGGGGAGCUCUUUGGGCUGGGGCCUAGAGCGCAGGGGUGCACGCAGCGAGGCGAGUCCACUUGCUCCGGCGCUCCUUCCCCUUCUUCCUUCCUCUCGUGGAUCCUGGAGCCUUUCCUCUUCUCUCUGCCUGGGGUGCGGGAAGGAGAGGUGCUAGGGGCCGGGGGCAGCCCCUGCCCCGUGCCAAGCUCGGUACGUCGGUACGUUCAGCUCCGCUCGGCGCCACAGCUCCCUCCGCGCGCGUUGCCUCCUUUGGUCUUUCGUGUUUGCAGUUUUAUACUUCAGAGAUGACAUGUAUUUUGCUCCUCCGGGGUCCGCGUGGCGCCCAUGACCCCUCUGCCAGCUCUCAUGUGCCAUCCGUUCGUCUCCUGGAGCCUCUCCUGUCCCCGAGGGGUCAGCUCGCCCAGCGCCCGCUGCCCCCGGAGCGGGGCGGCACCGGCACGCCGCAGCCCGUCCCCCCUUGCCCCUGUCCUCAUGCCACCCAGCAGCCUCCCCGGCCACCGCUCGCUCCCUUGCCUGCCCGCUGGGUUUUAUAUGAACGAAUCCAACCUCCUUGUUUUUAUUUAUAAACAUAGUUUUAUUGGA